GGGCUAAGUUAAAUAAUUAAAUUUAAAUCACCUUUCAAUGAUUGCUAAAGGAGAAGUCUUCAAAAUGGAAGCAAAACAAGGAGUGGUCUGAAAAUGGCUGCUUGUCCCCUUCUCAAUCCUAACUGUCACUGGAGCAGCAGCUUCAUUAUCGUUAUGGGAGGACUGGGAUGCCGUAUUUGAAAAGCAAGGAUAUAAUAAAUCAACCAAAGACUGGCUGCUAUUCGUUGUUCUCUUCGGAUACUUGGGCUCAAAUCCGGGCCUAGUUACUCACUUUCUAGGGCAUAUAGGUGCUUACGUGCUUGCUAUAAUUUUAACUCUUGUCAGUUAUAUAGGGUUAGGAAUUUGAGCCACUUUUAAGCACGGAAGUGGAUGGCAUUUAUUCUCCACGCUCUUAUUCCUAUACUUGGCUUCAUUUGCAUCCUCAAUUGCAAUUGUAGCCACAAUAAGUGAAACACUUCACAAUUUCUCCAAAAGAGCAGGGAAAUUCUAUAUUGUGCUAAUGAUGGUCUACACCUUACUGGCUUAUAGUUUCGAAGAAUCUCUCAGGAAAGGAAUGCUCAGAGGAAUUUCAACAAGGCUUUACUAUCCAAUCCUUGGAAUUUUUGUGGCAAUUGUGUAUUCUAUCAGCUGUUUUAUCUCAAAAAUAGUGGUGAUUGAGGACUUUUACUCUCGAAUAACUGUGUCUCAGGAUGUAAUAGGGAUGUUAUUCCUUCUCUUGCUCGCAGGCCUGAUGAUCAUGGUAAACUACCUUUGAUUCCUUGUGAAUUUCCAAUAUACAAUUUAUUUCAUCAUUUUUGUGAUUGUGCUAGCCAUAAAUUUUAUGGCUGCUUAUGCUAUAAUCCAGGUAUCCCACAAGAAAAUCGACUCUCCAAAACCUUAUGAAGAAUACCUUGAGGAUGAGGAAGAUCCAGAAGGGACUCCACUAGGGGAGGCUAUAAAGGACUACAAGCUAUACGGUGUACUUAUUAGCUCCUUUAUAAUCAUUGGGACUUCUUCAACCUUCCUCAAGAAUAUCAAGGUAAUUAAAAUAGCAAAUUAUGCGAUGGCUCCAGAAUCGACUUAUUCUAGCCUAUUUUUGCUGUGUCAGUCCUUGGGAGCUUUAGUGUGAGGACUCCUAGGCCUCUAUGCAAACCAGUUCCUCUUCGGUACAAUUGGAGCAAUCAUGGCAAUCAUCGGAUACUUCUGUGUCAUUUUUCUGAGCUGGUUUUAUCUCGAAACAGUUUUAAUAGCCUUCUCAAACGGAAUCUGGUGGGUUCUAGCACCUCUGAUAGUCUAUCGGUUCUUUGGAGCAAAGCCCUUCGCAGGAGUAUGGGGAACAAUCCUAACGAUUAACUUCUGGGGAAUGUUCCUCUUAGGUUUUGUAUUCACACUCUUUUGGGAAAACCAUCCUGAUCCUUUACCAUGGAGCUUAGGAAUAUAUUCAGGUGCAUGUCUAGUUGCGAUUAUUGUUCUCGCAUUAAUUCUGAACAAGAAUUCAAAUUAA
Molecule: messenger RNA, 1483 nt
Organism: Moneuplotes crassus
Lineage: Eukaryota; Ciliophora; Spirotrichea; Euplotida; Euplotidae
Source: the annotation of a GenBank genome assembly